Messenger RNA from Calypte anna (Anna's hummingbird), 453 nucleotides. Its product is annotated as scale keratin. The transcript has a single exon. Gene Ontology annotation, molecular function: structural constituent of cytoskeleton. Gene Ontology annotation, cellular component: intermediate filament. Lineage: Eukaryota; Metazoa; Chordata; Aves; Apodiformes; Trochilidae. The record is from RefSeq and is a predicted model, not a curated record. The coding region runs from base 1 to 453 and encodes 150 amino acids.
AUGUCUUGCUACGACCUGUCCAUCAGCCGCCCCCAGCCCCUUGCUGACAGUGGGAAUGAACCAUGUGUCCGUCAGUGCCCUGACUCCACAACUGUGAUCCAGCCCCCUCCAGUUGUUGUUACCUUCCCUGGUCCCAUCCUCAGCUCCUUCCCUCAGGAUUCAGUUAUAGGAUCCUCUGGAGCACCUGUCUUUGGGGGUUAUGGGGGGUCCCUGGGCUACGGGGGUCUGUAUGGAUCUGGGGGUUCUUCUCUGGGCUAUGGGGGACUGGGGGGAUAUGGAGGCUCCUCCCUGGGCUAUGGAGGUCUUGGGGGAUAUGGGGGCUGGGGCUCUGGGGGAUCUUCCCUGGGUUACAGGGGCCUGUACGGCUAUGGUAGAUCCUAUGGUUCUGGCUCCUGGAGCCCUCUGUCCUCCCAGUACAGCAAGAACCGCCGUGGCAGCUGUGGGCCCUGCUAA